Ochotona princeps (American pika) is the source of this 1417-nucleotide messenger RNA. It is a transcript of the gene ADRM1, whose product is annotated as ADRM1 26S proteasome ubiquitin receptor. Gene Ontology annotation, biological process: ubiquitin-dependent protein catabolic process. The transcript has 10 exons. The record is from RefSeq and is a predicted model, not a curated record. The coding region runs from base 134 to 1360 and encodes 408 amino acids. Lineage: Eukaryota; Metazoa; Chordata; Mammalia; Lagomorpha; Ochotonidae. Gene Ontology annotation, molecular function: proteasome binding; ubiquitin binding; endopeptidase activator activity. Gene Ontology annotation, cellular component: nucleus; cytoplasm; proteasome regulatory particle, lid subcomplex.
CCGGAGGUCGAGACCCAAUCGGCAGCGACAGCGGCGAGCGGGGGCGGGCCGAGUGCGGGCUUCCGUCGAGGCCCGGCAGACGCUGAGGAAGAGCCAUCCCGGAGACGCUGCGGCCGAGUGCGGGGCGGCCAGGAUGACAACCUCAGGUGCGCUGUUCCCGAGCCUGGUGCCCGGCGCCCGGGGCUCCUCCACCAAGUACCUGGUGGAGUUCCGAGCAGGGAAGAUGUCACUCAAGGGGACCACAGUGACCCCCGACAAGCGCAAGGGGCUCGUGUACAUCCAGCAGACGGACGACUCGCUCAUCCACUUCUGCUGGAAGGACCGCACGUCUGGCAGCGUGGAGGACGACCUCAUCAUCUUCCCCGACGACUGCGAGUUCAAGAGGGUGCCGCAGUGCCCCAGCGGCCGCGUCUACGUGCUCAAGUUCAAGGCUGGCGCCAAGCGCCUCUUCUUCUGGAUGCAGGAGCCCAAGACGGACCAGGACGAGGAACACUGCCGCAAAGUGAACGAGUGCCUCAACAACCCCCCGCUGCCCGGGGCGCUGGGCGCGAGUGGGGGCAGCGGCCACGAGCUCUCAGCGCUGGGCGGAGAGGGCGGCCUGCAGAGCCUACUGGGGAACAUGAGCCACAGCCAGCUCAUGCAGCUCAUCGGGCCUGCCGGCCUCGGGGGCCUGGGGGGCCUGGGGGCGCUGACGGGGCCCGGCCUGGCCAGCUUAUUGGGGAGCGGGGGACCUCCAGCCAGCAGCUCCUCAUCCAGCUCCCGGAGCCAGUCAGCAGCGGCCACUCCAUCAUCCACCACCUCUUCUGCCCGCGCCACCCCAGCCCCGACAGCACCAGCCGUGGCAGCAGCAGUGCCAAGCCCGAGCCCGGCCCCCAGCUCUGGGAAUGGGGCCAGCACGGCCACCAGCCCCGCGCAGCCCAUCCAGCUGAGUGACCUGCAGAGCAUUCUGGCCACCAUGAGCGUGCCCGCCACACCUGGGGGCGGCCAGCAAGUGGACCUGGCCAGUGUGCUGACGCCAGAGGUCAUGGCACCCAUCUUGGCCAACGCGGACGUCCAGGAGCGCCUGCUGCCCUACCUGCCCUCGGGGGAGUCGCUGCCGCGGACGGCAGACGAGAUCCAGAACACGCUGACCUCCCCGCAAUUCCAGCAGGCCCUAGGCAUGUUCAGUGCAGCCUUGGCCUCAGGCCAGCUGGGUCCCCUCAUGUGCCAGUUUGGGCUGCCCGCGGAGGCUGUGGAGGCUGCCAACAAGGGCGAUGUGGAAGCAUUCGCCAAAGCAAUGCAGAAUAGUGCCAAGCCGGAGCCCAAGGAGGGCGACACAAAGGACAAGAAAGACGAGGAGGAGGACAUGAGCCUAGACUAAGUUAUAGCGCCCCCUAGCCGCGUGACUCAGUAGUGGUGUUGUGCUUGGUGCAGCCCC